AUGGUCUCUCUCCCAUACACCUCCUCCGACCUCUCUUUUACCCGCUCUCUAGCAAAAGUAGAGCUCCACGCCCACCUAAAUGGCUCCGUCCGUCGCUCCACUCUCGCCUCCCUCGCCCUCGCCCAAGGCCUAUCCCCAGACGCGAUCAUCGCCUCUUCCCAAAUCCUCCCCGGGGACACCCGUUCUACCAGUGCGCAAUUCUCCGUCUUUCACCUCGCACACAAGUGUAUUAGGGGAGCAGAGGUGGUGAGGAGAGUGACUAGGGAGAUUUUGGAGGAUUGGUCUGAAGAUGGAGUGGUCUAUGCGGAGAUGAGGACGACGCCGCGGGCGCAUGAGGAGGUGGGGUUGAGCGUAGAGGGGUAUGUGCAGGCUGUUCUGGAUGGGUUCCGUGACCAUCAAGAAGGGAGCGCUUCCUCUUCCUCUUCAUGUCAUGCCCGCUUGAUCCUUUCGAUCGAUCGGAGAGAUGGCGCCGAGGUGGCCGAGCGCACAGUAAAUCUAGCGCUGCGCCAUCGCUCUCAAGGCGUCAUUGGUAUCGACCUCAGCGGUGAUCCUACUCUGGGUCAGUGGUCCAACUGGGAACCAGCAUUACGCCGCGCCCGAAGCGAAGGACUCAAAGUUACCAUCCAUGCUGGCGAGGUACCGGACGCAGACGAAGAGACUUCCCAGAUCCUUUCCUUCCAUCCCGAUAGACUCGGACACGUAUGUUACCUUUCUCCAAGUAAUGCCAAGAAGCUCGAGGAAACCCAACCGAAGAUCCCGCUGGAGCUCUGUCUCACCUCGAAUCUACUCGUAUGUCCACAAAUCGUACCGGAGUAUUCUGCCCAUCACUUUGCGAAACACUAUGCACAAGAACACCCAGUCGCGCUGUGCACGGACGAUACGGCUGUUUUUGGGAGCAGCUUGAGUCAGGAGUACGCCAUUGCCAUGCAGGCAUUUGGUUUUUCUAGGGAAGAGACGAAACGGAUCGCAAGAGACGCCUUGCAGGCUUCUUUCUUGGACAGGAACGAUCCGCUGUGGGCUGAGCUGGAGAGGGUGGUAGGGCAAGAGAUGACAAUGUAGACGCGGCUGGCUGGCUGGACCCGCCGAAAAUUGCGAGGAUGAACUCAUCGAGUCACACCACUUGUAGAUCAGUUUACUUUAGAUUGCACAAUGAAUCUCACGUCAGUAUGAAUGAGAAUAUGCAGAUACAAGCG
Molecule: messenger RNA, 1193 nt
Organism: Microstroma glucosiphilum
Lineage: Eukaryota; Fungi; Basidiomycota; Exobasidiomycetes; Microstromatales; Microstromataceae
Product: putative adenosine deaminase
Exons: 2
Coding region: 1-1059 (352 amino acids)
Biological process (GO): adenosine catabolic process; inosine biosynthetic process
Molecular function (GO): adenosine deaminase activity
Source: RefSeq, a predicted model, not a curated record